AUGGCAAAGAAAGUGAUGGAAGUCUUGACACCAAUCGACCAUUCCACAGUGACAUACGAACCAUUUCGCAAAAGUUUCUACUCUGCUCACAGCGAAACUUGCGCUCUCAAGGCUCAAGAAGUGGCAAAUCUCCGCUCCGAGCUGGAUGUCCGUGUGGAUGGAGUCGACGUCCCUGCUCCCGUGAGGUCGUUCAUGCAUCUCGGCUUGGACCGCAAAAUGCUGCAAACACUUAUGAAACUGGGACUGGAGGCUCCGACGGCAAUUCAGACGCAAGCUUUUCCUGUGGCUCUCUCGGGUCGAGAUUUGAUUGGCAUUGCCAAGACGGGAUCGGGCAAAACGUUGGCCUUUACAUUGCCCAUGGUUCGUCACGUGAUGGACCAAAGAGAGUUGCAACGUGGCGAAGGACCCAUUGCACUUGUGUUGGCACCAACACGAGAGCUAGCACACCAGACUUAUGUACAAGCAAAGAAGUUCCUCGCAGUGUAUGGCGCUUCGUGUGCUGCAAUUUACGGUGGAGCUGGCAAAUGGGAACAAGUUCAGGCACUGAAAAAAGGUGUCGAAGUUGUCGUUGCCACACCUGGUCGACUGAUUGAGAUGAUAAGGAAGAAAGCGGCUCCGAUGAAUCGCGUGACUUUUGUGGUGCUAGAUGAGGCCGAUCGCAUGUUUGAAAUGGGUUUUGAGCCCCAAUUACGCUCCGUUAUGGGUCAAGUGCGUCCAGAUCGACAGAUUCUCAUGUUCUCGGCCACUUUUCGUCGACGGAUUGAAACGUUGGCGUUGGAUGUACUUACAAACCCAGUGAAGCUGACAGUUGGGCAAAUUGGACAAGCGAACGAAGAUAUUCGUCAGAUUGCUGUCGUGUUGCCUGGACAUGGAGCCAAGUGGCCAUGGUUGAUGUCGAAAAUACGCAGUCUAGUGGACGAAGGUCGCUUGCUUAUCUUCGCUGGUAGUAAAGCUGGUUGCGAGGAGCUAGCGAAGAAUUUGGCUGUUGCAUUCCCAGCUGCACCUGCGCUGUGUUUGCAUGGAGACAAGACGCAACAAGAGCGAGCGGAAGCGUUGACCAAGUUUAAACAUGGAGCAUGUCGCGUUCUGGUGGCUACGGAUGUGGCUGCGCGUGGACUUGACGUCAAAGAUGUGAAGAAUGUCGUGAACUUUGAUGUGGCCAAGAGUAUUGACACUCAUGUGCAUCGGAUCGGACGGACAGGACGUAUGGGACUGGAAGGUUUUGAGCCUGGGACGGCGUAUACUUUGGUGACACGCAACGAGUCGCAGUUCGCUGCUCAACUUGUGUACAAUAUGGACGUCUCUGGCCAAUCAGUAUCUGCGGAGUUACUGGCGCUUGCGAGAAAGGACUCGAGGUUCCAGCAAAGCUGA
Messenger RNA from Phytophthora infestans T30-4, 1371 nucleotides. Its product is annotated as DEAD/DEAH box RNA helicase, putative. Gene Ontology annotation, molecular function: ATP binding; RNA helicase activity; RNA binding. Bases 1 to 1371 code for a protein of 456 amino acids. The record is from RefSeq and is a predicted model, not a curated record. The transcript is spliced from 2 exons. Lineage: Eukaryota; Oomycota; Peronosporomycetes; Peronosporales; Peronosporaceae.